AUGGCCGCAGAGCAACUAUCAGGCACCCACGGCAUCCGGUCCCUCACAGACAACGAUGCCGUCUUUCGCGCCUUUGACUCCUACCCUUGGACAAAGGACAAGGCUUUCAUGUCUGGCCUCCAUGCCAUCCUCGGCGACCCCAACUCACCAAACCAGCAGGGCUCGCCGACCGACAUGGCCAUCCACGCCCGCAUCUUCUACUACUCCCAGCGCGUGGGCGUCAGCAUUGACUUUGCCACCUACCAGGCCUGGCUCGCCGAGCACCCGGACCACACCCCGCCCAGCAUCCUCCCGCCAGAGUAUCUGCCUAGCAGCAACGGCGGCGAUGCUGGGGCCACGGCGGCGGCACCGAUGCUCGACUGGCAAAAGGCCGCCCCCAAGGCUGAGCUCUAUGUCGAUCGCGCGGCGGCGGCCGCCGCCGCUGGAGACCAGCCUGCGUACCCGAUGGCCUUUGCCGAGAUGAUCAAGCUGCUGCAAGAAGGCAAGGAGGUGCCCGGCAUUCGUCAAAUUCCCAACACCAUCAUUAGAGACCCUGCUGUCAAACCUGUGGGAGCUCGUACAGCGCCUCGCAAGCCGUGGGAAAAGGAUGCCCCUACUCCCUCUGGCGAUACUUAUAGAUUGGCUGCUCUGGACACGGAAUUUCCUCCAGUCGAGCCAACGUCAGAGCAACCCGAGGCAGCAGCCGCUUAG
Akanthomyces muscarius is the source of this 690-nucleotide messenger RNA. RefSeq lists its product as uncharacterized. The transcript is spliced from 3 exons. Lineage: Eukaryota; Fungi; Ascomycota; Sordariomycetes; Hypocreales; Cordycipitaceae. Bases 1 to 690 code for a protein of 229 amino acids. The record is from RefSeq and is a predicted model, not a curated record.